CUCCUGUUCACGUACCACAAUUCACGUAAACUACCACCGUCAUUCAUUCAAACCUCUCUCAACCGUCGCCAUAAUUAACUCUGCUCCCGAACCUUCUCCUUCAUUUAACGCAUCCUAUUCUAUUCUUCCACACCUCGCCUCGAAGCCUUUCUGAUUUAUUUCGCCUCGCCUCGACCCGACCGAACCCUUUAUCAACAAUGCUUACCGAGAGAAGCCCGUGAAUCGCGCUACAGCCGUUGUAAAAUUCCGGAUUAUACCCACCCAGCGAGCGCGUUCUGCAUCGCUUCGUGGAAUAACCGGGGCUUGUAGAAGGGACCUGCUCAGAUCUCGCAGUUCAUCUGGAGACUGAGGCGACCUAGCAGUUCAUCUGGAGGUCACAGGUAGCCUGGCAGCGAAGCCGGCUUCUCUUUGGCGUGCCUUGUCGAGUUUGGGGAUUCGUAGGUAAGUUCCAAUAUUUGUUGUACUGACCGUUUAGUAUCUUCGCAGUCAGCGGUAUGUGAUUUACUGCACGAAGUAUGGCGACUCCAUUAUGUAUCGACAUUGACCAAACAGCCGCUAUCGUUGAGUGGGAGUGGGAGGGCGCGACGCGUUGCUUAGCCACUCCAGAUCCGGACAAUGUUCCGAUACGAUUUACAAUACAUAUCGAUUCGACCCAUGACCAGCAUCGCGCUCACUUCGAGAUAAUCAUUCCUGUCAAAUUCAAAGACAAGCCAAGUAGUGCGGCGGUUCUCUUACGAAUCAGCCCUUUAUUCAUCACUUGUUUCCGCUUUUCUACAAACAUUGACCCUUCGGACUCUAUAAAAAAGCAGCGAUUUGACUCUGCCGCAUGUCUCGAGUUUGAACUCGGCAACACUGUCGCUGUACUCGUCCCCAGCUACGUCAAAGAGCCAAUAUCAGCCUCCCGGCCACGCUCUGGCAAGAUUCUGGACUCUCUCUACGAGCUAUCCCGUGUCACUACUCUGCGAAUAUAUAUCCAAGAUUCUCUAUUGUCCCUCGACCAACUCAGUUCCAUCAGCGACAGAGUAACAAAAGGUCAGCUGGAGCCUUUUUCUGGCCCUGAAUAUGAUAUUUCGCGCAUGUUCAGUGGCAGCGGAGCAAAAGCUACGAAACUCGCUCCACCCAAGCCACCAUCAUACGAGAAGGCGACGAGCUCACAACCGCCAAGCGCUCCCUCGUAUCAACGUAAACGACCUCGACAGGACAGUCUCCAAGGGCCCGAUAGCAUCAGCCAAGUCUGGGACAAACUACAGAAGCUAGAGUCGUUGUUUCACAGUAAGGUUGGAGAGCUAACAGCUGAGAAUGCUAAGCUCCGAGACCAGAAGCUAAAGCCUGACGAGUCGCAAGCUGAGACUACCCAGCCUACAGACCAGUCACAGGUGAUUAUUGAGCUGAGAGCUGAGAACGCUCGGCUUCGUGAAGAGGUAGAGCGUUUGAAGAACAGGCAGGAGGAUCUUGAGGCAGAGGUCGCAUCACUACAAACCGCGCAAAGAAGCGAGAAGGAUACAGAGGAGGUUGCAAUAAUAGAAAUUCGAGACGACAUUGAGUCACUGGAGCGUAGAUUGUCUUGGGUCGAGAAUGGAAAAGACGAAUACUUCAUGAAGCAAAUAAAGCAAGAAAUCUUUGACGAGUUAGCGACGCGUGUUUUGGGUGGGUAGACGCUUGUAUCAAGGAGUGAACAAUGAGCGAGAUGCAAGUACAUGACGGUACGAUCACUGCUUUUCCAACAUCACACAAACUAGACAGGACGAACAACCUUGAUCGUCCCUGCGAACAUUUUGUCUAUAUCAGACGGCUCCAGCGUGACCGAUCAAACUCCAUCGCAAGCGUAAACGACAUGACCAGCAAAGACAAGAUGGUCCCCAACAGCGAAGGGAAAUUAGACGUCUAGGAGUACAAGUCGCACACCAUCAAGUUCAAAAAGUCAUUACUCGUUUAUUGCCCUACACCCUCAUCCAGUUAUACUGCCAGCCCGGAUACCAGAAAGAAUUAUCUGUCUCAAAUAGUGACUGUUCUAGUCAAGCGCUUGAUUAGUGAAGCUCAGCUCCACCAGAGAGGGGAAUGUUGACGUGCUCGUCUUGGGCCCUCACUGCUCCUUCAAGAGCCGUCAUGUUGGCUGAGUCCCGGGCAUUCAUAUUCGCUCCGUGACUUACCAGCAGCUCGAGAGCACUUGCACGUCGAAAGCGUACAGCGAUAUGGAGGGGAGUUGUGCCGGAGCAGUCGCGCGAGUUCACAUCUGCGCCGGCCUUGAUCAGCGAGAGGAGAAUACCGGUCGUUCCAUUGCGAGCGGCGAUGUGGAGUAACCUCAAUGAUUUACUGUUGAAGUCGUUGGAGUUGGAGGUGAGUGAACUCGAAGACGCAGGCGGUGCUCGCGGCUCUGGGUUGCAUAUCCCCGGAACUGAGACUGGAGCGUGUCCACGUGAACCACUAAACCAGGCCAGUCCUCAUCGAGAGAGGAGGGCCAGGGCAGGGCGGUAGGGUCGUCUAGGGGGCCGUCUAGUGCCCAGACGUCAAGGUCUUCCGACGCUUCGGCCCGUACACAGACGGAGUCAGAACCAGAACCAGAACCAGGAUGUUGUGGCGGCUGCAAUGGCGGCGCCACGUCCACGUCCUGCGCAGUUGCCUCUGCAGUUGCGACGUCCGCAGUAGUGUCGUUGUGCUGCUCACGUUGCCGUUGGCGGGCUCCUAAGGCUUGUGAGCACCGAGAAGAGAAGGUAGUUGCAGUAAGGUCUAACAUACUCGAUGCCCUCUUGGCAGUUCUGUUCCGUUCGCGGAGACGGUGCGUUUCCUGCUGCUUAGGCGAUGCGAAGAGGACGCAGCCUUCAAGCUCUUCCGUUUCAAUAAAGAGCCAAGACACAGUCACCCUGCUAGCGACAUAGAGCCUGUCUUUGAUACACGUAGAAAAUUGUCUUCUCAGACCUCCAGACUAGAAACCGCCCAGCCUCAAGAGUGGCGGUCCAUACUAGUAAACGACCGCGAUGGCGUAUAAUACGGUUUCACAGCACAAAUAUUGACGAUCAGAAACGGACAAAACACGAGUAUGAACGAGCCGACGGAGGAGGUUUGUGCAUUUAGACCCCAAAUACUCCAGGCAACAACAUAAGAGAGCAGGGUUCUUGGCAUAUCAUCUACUGAAUCAGGCAACUGGAGUGGCUCAUUAGAUCAUAGAGGUAUCAUAAUCCCGUUUGGUUGCUGUGCCGUACGUAUAUACAGAUUCCUCCUAGCGAUCAGCAUGAGAGACCGUGAAGCCUCGACGGCUUAUAAAAGCCCCAUUGAUAAGAGAUGAUCCAUGGGAAUUAACGGGCGUAACUUUACAUCUGCAAUCCUACGCUAACUGUAACGAAUCUAGCUGAUCUUAUUGGUACUAUACCUAGUCGAUAUAUUCUCCGUAGCUCUAUACCAUGUCCCGGCUUGGCUUCCCAGUACUGAAGCGUAAGGUCUCGAAGCCAGCCUGGUUGUCAAGAGUAAGCUUAAACGGUAUAUGGAAGCCUAUGUCCACUCAUAUGAAUUAGUAGUGAAUAGUUAUGGUACUGAACAUAAAUCCAGUUCAAAUCAUGACCAAUUAUGUCCAUGAAGAAAAGGAUAUCAACGACCAACGGGAUGACUGCCUGUGCCAGGAACUUUUGUCCGCGCUGCUGCAGUUGGUCAUGCAAGGCCAGAGCAGCGGGCGCAAUGGCGAAUUGUUACUAUGGGCCUCGCUUGUAGUGGCCAUGAUGAAUCGAGUCACGAUAAUGUGAUCCAAACGAUCUUGAGCAGCCAAAUUUCUUAUUGACGACAGAGCCAAGUUCAUCUUCACCGAGUCUCUUGCGAACCCCAUGUUCUCCGUCCAAGACUUCGAGGCCCUCGCCGCCAUUGCGCACUCAGAGCAUCCUAGGAUCUCGUGGGAUUAUCGCCUGUGAUAGAGGAUGUAAGGGAUAUCAUUGCGGACCUUGAACAGGCCUUCGAAAGAAAGGAGGCCGGCUAUAGAUAUGGAGGAGACUUGAGACUGAUUGAUUGGUGAUCAGAGGGAUCAGAAAGACAGGGGCUUACAGAAGAGCUAUCUCACCCUUACAUCAAUCAUAUUGAGUCCUUAUAUAAAUCGCCAAGUUCUAAUCCCUAGUCGACCGGAUGCCUCUACCAGCGAGGAUAUCAUUUCUCUCUGACUCCAGCCUGUCUCUAGAGGUCUUGAACAAGGACGGCAGUCCUGUCUUCUCGUACGCCAGCCCCUGGGUCAUGGCUGCAAUACCCUCUGCGGCCAAGAAGAUAACAGGCAUUCCAUGCCCAUGAAACCCAGCAAUUAUAAAUACCCCAUCUCUACCAGGAACCUCUCCCACAUGAGGAAGUGAAUCAGUACUAUACCCCAUGAUCCCCGUCCAAACACGGUCAACACACGCGCCUGAGUCCUCCCACCCGACAAACGUCCUCUGCAUGUAGUCAGCCUCAAAGUACCGCCGCGCCGGCUCAAUGAGCUGCGUGUCGUUGACGUUGUUGUACCAGCUCCCUAGGUCAUUCCCGUCAUACUUGUGGUGAGCGCCGCCGAGAACGAUGCUGUUGUCCUCUAGUUGUACCAUAUAGUUAUAGCCCGUCUUGUUGGAGACUGAGUCUUGUUCCAUUAUGGCACAACUUGCGGCCAGAAGCUUUGGCAGUGGCUUACCCUUGGGGCCAAUGAUGUGGCAUGCGAGUCCCUUGCAUGGCACGAUGGAACUCGCGUACUCGGGAAGAAUUGCAGAGGUGUAGGCGUUCGUGGCGAUGACGACUUUUUGAGCUGUCAUUGUCUCUCCUGAGCGCAUCAUAAGGGUAUGACCGUCUGAUCCAGCGUGCUCAACUGAUACAACCGCAGUUUGGGUCCUCAGCGAGAGUCCCAUGUCAACACAGCGCGCCAACAGAGACGUGAGAAGUUUGUAGGGCGAUACCCGAGCCGCGGGCGUGGAGAAAUAGCCCUUUGCGUCUCGCAAUCCUGUACGUUGGGGCGCAUCAUCACCCUCGUAGAACUCUAUCACAUCCAGCAGGGUAUCACUGAAAGACGAUGCUUGCUUCAAGCCCUCAUAUGCCUCGCGCACCAUGGAAACUUGCUCCAGUGUAGUGAGAACAGCGAGACUCCUCGUCUCCGCAAAAUCGCAGUCAAUAGCCUCCGACCUGAUAAGAGACUUGAUCACGUCUAGAUGGCGAGCUUCAAACUGCACGAUCUCGGCUGCUGCAGAGGCAUUGUAUUUCUUGCAGUUUCUCGCAGCUCCCAUCAGAUAGUCAGGGCGCAGGUGUCCUCCGUUCCGUCCUGUAGCUCCGGAACAUGGAUCCUUUGCCUCCAAGAGAAACACAUUGCAUGGUGGAGAGGUCGUCUUCAAGAUGUGGUAUGCCGUAGCAAUGCCUGCAUACCCACCGCCGACAAUCGCCACAUCACAUGAGCUGGGGAGAGGUCCGGUAUGUGAAGGUAUUUCUGGCUGCUGGGCUUCAUGCUGCCAGUAGGAUUGUGGUGAUCCUUCUACAGGAAAGCCUGAGGUGCUCAUUGUGAUCUGUGCCGUAAUACUAAUAGCGAAAGGAUUAGAACUAGAUCAUUCGAGAAGACAACUCCAGCAGGUUUCAGUAUGUGCUUACCUAUCCCGAUGCGACUUUAUGACAAACUGA
This is a messenger RNA of Fusarium odoratissimum NRRL 54006, 5598 nucleotides long. RefSeq lists its product as uncharacterized. The transcript is spliced from 2 exons. The record is from RefSeq and is a predicted model, not a curated record. NCBI's taxonomy places the organism in Eukaryota, Fungi, Ascomycota, Sordariomycetes, Hypocreales, Nectriaceae. Bases 516 to 1655 code for a protein of 379 amino acids.